Molecule: messenger RNA, 7586 nt
Organism: Bipolaris maydis ATCC 48331
Lineage: Eukaryota; Fungi; Ascomycota; Dothideomycetes; Pleosporales; Pleosporaceae
Biological process (GO): secondary metabolite biosynthetic process; fatty acid biosynthetic process
Molecular function (GO): fatty acid synthase activity; 3-oxoacyl-[acyl-carrier-protein] synthase activity; oxidoreductase activity
Source: RefSeq, a predicted model, not a curated record
AUGAGUACGUUUGUGUUACUGGAAGCAACGCGAAUAGUUCUCCAGACGGCUAUACCGAUAGCUAUAGUCGGGAUGGGAAUGCGAUUGCCAGGGAAUUGUCAUAAUAGUGAAGCUUUCUGGGACCUACUCAUCAACCAGCGUGACGGAAUGAUCGACAUUCCUUCAAGUCGAUGGAACAGCGAAGGCUUCUACGAUCCACACGGGCGGCCUGGUACCACAAAGGUCAAUAAGGGUAACUUUCUGGGCAGCAUUGAUCCAGCGGACUUCGAUGGAAGUUUUUUUUCAAUGUCGGCGGCACAGAUUGCCAAGGUCGACCCACAACAUAGGGUCCUAUUGGAGACUACGUACGAGGCGCUUGAGAAUGCUGGAGAAAGUAAUUUUAGAGGCAAGAAGGUAGGUGUUUAUGUGGGCAUGUUUGCCGACGAUUAUGUCGAGAUGCAGUCGAAGGAUUCAGAACCUCAUGAGUUCCUGUCCCUCACAGGUCACUUGGAUCUCUUUGGAAGUAACCGUGUCUCUCACGAAUUUGAUUGGACUGGACCUAGCAUGACAAUCAAGACAGGAUGCUCUGCAUCAUUGGUAUGUCUCGAUCAGGCAGUCAAGGCACUACGUGCUGGAGACUGUGAUGCCGCAAUCGUUGGCGGUGCCAACCUCAUCAUGAGCCCCGCUCUCUCCUGUGCGCUGGUCGCACAAGGAGUUAAUUCUGCGGACGGAAUAUGCCGUUCAUUUGAUGCAAAGGCAACCGGAUAUGGUAGAGGAGAGGCAGUGUCUUCUCUGCUUGUGAAGCGUUUGGACGACGCUCUGAGGGACGGAAAUCCCAUACGCGCGAUCAUCCGGUCAACUGCUUGCAACGAUGACGGCAAAACACCGGGAAUCACCCAACCCAACACGGUCGCCCACGAGGCUCUAAUUAGGGCCGCAUACCGUACUGCAGGAAUUUCAGAGGAAGAUCUCAACAAAACUGGUUUUUUUGAGUGCCACGGAACGGGCACUGCGGUCGGUGACCCAAUCGAGGUCGGCGCUGUGGCUCGUGUUUUUGGCAAGGAUGGCAUGAUAAUUGGAUCGGUCAAAUCCAAUAUUGGGCACUCGGAAGGCGCGAGUGGAAACACAUCAGUCAUCAAGGCCAUCUUAUCAAUGGAGCACCAAAUCAUCCCACCAAACGUAAACUUUGAAACACCUAAUCCGAAAAUUCCUUGGAAAGAAGCAAAUCUCAGGGUCCCUACUGAAUGUAUGAAGUGGCCAUCGGAUCGUCUAGAGAGAGCAUCAGUAAACUCUUUCGGCAUUGGCGGAACGAAUGCACACGUUAUCUUGGAAUCAGCCGCUGCUCACGGAGUGAAUCGACCAAAGUUGCUGUCUACUGAGCAAAAGCCAAGGCUUUCCCUGCUUCUAUUCACUGCAAGGAGUGAGAUCUCUCUCCAAGAAUCUAUUAAUAAGCACGCAGAUUACAUCCAGAAACACGGCUCAUCGCGACUGGGUGAUAUUGCGUAUACACUCGGUACACGUAGGGAGCACCAUGAGCACCGCACUUUCUGCGUUUCCGACGGCGAAGAGCCACUUGCGGCUCUACCAUCCUUGAGAACUAAAAUGACUACUCGUUCUACGGUUUUCGUGUUCACUGGUCAGGGCGCCCAGUGGGCGGAGAUGGGAAAAGACUUAAUAGAAGACUUUCCUUCUGUCAAAGAGAAUAUACAGGAGAUGAACAAAAUCUUACAAGAAUGCCACACCCCGCCGUCGUGGAACAUACUAGGUAUAGAAAUCUUCUCGUUGAAUAAGAAACUUCCUAAUAAAACUUGGGCAGAGGAAUUGAGCAAACCAAAAAUACGAAGUCAGAUCUCAAAAGCGGAAUUUUCUCAGCCAUUAUGCACUGUCAUUCAAAUCGCUCUAGUAGAUCUCUUCCGUACGUGGAACGUCAAGCCCGAUGCUGUUGUCGGCCAUUCAAGCGGAGAGAUUGCCGCAGCAUAUGCCACGAAUGGCCUUACAAAGAAGGAAGCAGUCCUCGCAGCUUACUUCAGGGGCCUGAUCACUAGCAAAAAGGUGGCCGAGGGAACGAUGGCGGCUGUGGGACUUGGUCCAGAUCAGGUCCGAAAGCUUCUGAAGCCAGGAGUAGUGGUUGCAUGUGAGAACAGUCCAACUUCAACUACAAUUUCCGGCGACCGUAGUGCAGUUGAGGAAUUCAUCGCCACCCUUCGCGAGGAAUCGCCUGAUGUCUUUGUGCGUCCUCUGCAAGUCGACAAUGCCUAUCAUUCUCACCACAUGCAAGUCUUUGGUGAUGCCUAUGAGAAAGCACUCUCAGACGUCUCUGCCGCCAACCAACCCAACAUUCCCUUCUUCUCGUCAGUUACCGGUGAGAUUAUCACUUCGGCAAGCACAUUCACCCCGUCAUACUGGCGAAGCAACCUUGAAAACCCAGUAUUGUUCAGUAAAGCAGUCCGCAACAUCAUUCAAUCUGACCUAGAAAAUCCUGUUUUCCUUGAGAUUGGGCCCCACUCAGCUCUUGCUGGACCUCUUCGUCAAAUCUUCUCGGCUGAGAAUGCGACUUUGACCUACGUCUCUAGUUUGGCACGGGGUCAAGAUGAUACCGAGUCAGUGUACAAUGCCGUCGGGAAUCUCUGGAGAAACAAUGUCACUGUCGAUAUGAGCGCUCUAUACCCUACUGGCUCAGUGCUGACCGAUCUUCCGACCUACUCGUGGGACCGUUCGGUCAAGUUCUGGGCUGAAAGCCGCAUGUGCAGUGAGUGGAAGAACCGAAAUUUCCUUCCACACGAAACACUAGGUGUACGGUUGCCCGGAAGCAGUCACCUCAUGCCUACUUGGAGAAAGGUCUUGCGUCUCGGUGACGUGCCUUGGAUACGCGACCAUGUAAUUGGCUCUGAUACCGUAUUUCCUGCUGUUGGAUAUGUCUCCAUGGCAGGUGAAGCUAUCAGGCAGCUUACAGGACGCUCUGAUUACUCUAUGCGUGAAUUCUCGAUUCGCAGUGCCAUGAUCGUCAAUGACACGCGGCCCGUCGAUAUCGUCACCACUUUCAAGCGCUCAAAGGUCACGACGACCAUCGAUACUGACUGGUGGGACUUCCGUAUCACUUCAUUCAACGGCUCUACCUGGAGUGAGCACUGCUCUGGGCAGGUAAAAUCAGGUCCAGCUCGUCCUAACAUGCAGCCGGAACCUCAGCCUAACUAUCUGAGAAAGGUCUCUGCCGAAGGCUGGUACAGGAUUAUGGAGAGGAUCGGGUUCACUUACGGUCCUACUUUCAGGAACAUGCGAGACAUCUCAGCAAAUCCGAUUGGACACGAAGCAGUAUGCACUGUGGGCAAUUUUUCGGAUGAAACCGGGUGUUUCUACGAAGUGCAUCCGCGCAUAUUGGACAAUCUGCUCCAGCCCAUGACUGUCUCUAUGUACCAAGGCAAUCCUUCACUGUUCAACCAACUUAGUAUGCCUACAUACAUUGGGGAACUAUAUAUCUCUGGUGGGAUGAAAGAGAUCAAAGUGACGACCAAGGCGUGGCAAGACUUAAUGGGAGCCUGGUGUGGCUCUUCAGUCGGCACUUCUGACGGCAAACUUGUUUGCGAGAUGAGGGGCCUCAAAUUUUCGCCUCUAGGCGAAAGUGAAGAGCAGAAAGAGGAGUUGAAGAACACCGUUCAAGUCGUUUGGAAGCCUGACGUUGACUUCUUGGAUCUUGAGGACCUGGUUCAUGCGCCAGUCGACAUGACAGAGCCUAGUGCCCAACUUGAGAAGUAUUUCUUCCUCCGCGCGAUUGAUACUGUCAAGAUCAUGGACAGCGUAGAGGACGUAAAGCUACCUCAUGGAAAGAAGUUCCGAACGUGGCUCAAAUCGUAUGUUGACAAAGUAUCCCGAGGGGAUCACCUUAUUCUCCCCGAGGGCCCUCAACUGGCUUCUCUUUCUGAAGACAAGCGUAAUGCCUUGGUUCGUGAACUACAAGCGGAGCUUGCAGCAUCCAAGUGGACGCCAACUAUGGAAACAGCAAUUCGAAGAGUCCAUGAGAAUGCAAAGGACCUUCUUGAAGGCACUGCAGAGAACAUUGUCUACCUCAUGGAGGACAAUAUCUUGAUGCAGAUUUACGCCUUCUUCAGCGUGUGCUGGGACUAUGCUCCUCUUCUGGAGGUCCUUGGUCAUUGUAAGCCAACGAUGAAGAUUCUUGAAAUCGGAGCUGGUACUGGAGGUACCACAAGGAACCUGCUUCAAGGACUCAUUUCCGAAUUUGGAGAGCGUUUGUACUCCAAAUAUGACUACACAGACAUCUCAGCUGGAUUCUUUGUCGCCGCGAAAGAGCGUUUCAAGGAAUACCAGGGCAUUGAGUAUUCAGUCCUUGACAUCACCCAAGACCCGCAGGCGCAAGGGUUUGAAGAAGGCUCGUACGAUCUCAUCGUUGCAGCAAACGUUCUCCAUGCCACGCCUUCGAUUCAAGACACCCUAUCGCGAGUGAAGAAGCUGUUACACCCUAGCGGCCGACUGAUGCUUCAGGAGAUGGAUAUGCCCGCCAAGUGGGUCAACUUCAUCAUGGCUGGUUUCUCUGGUUGGUGGCUUGGUGAAGACGAUGGUCGCGUGGAUGAGCCAUAUAUGACUCCAGACAGAUGGAAUCUUGAACUAAAGGCCGCCGGCUUCACUGGUGUCGAUGCGAAAUGGUACGAUACCACGCCGCCAUUCCAGGUCUCCGCCACCAUUAUCUCUUCGCUUGCCCAGCCGACACCCGCCAGGAAGAGUGUGUCCUUUUUGUAUCGUGGAGAUUUUGAUGCACAGUUAGAGUCGUACCGGGCCACUUUCGAGGCCAAUGGUCACUCGGUUCAGCCAGUACCCUUUGGAAGCCCCCUCCCCGUUGAUCAAGAUGUUGUUUCCUUCCUGGAGCUUGAAUCGCCCUUCUUUCACGAUAUGAAACAGACUGAUUUUGAGUACUGGAUUGAAAUGGUCGGCAGAAUGGGCGCUGAAAAGUGGCUCUGGAUUACGCGAACAGCAUCCAUGGGCGCAACAGAGCCUGGCUAUGCCAUGUCCCUCGGCUUCGCGCGUACCCUCCGCUCAGAGAAGAAAAUCACCAUUACAACUCUCGAGAUCGAUGAAGUCAACGCCCCUAGCAGCCCACAGAAGGUCGUCCAGGUCUAUGAAAAAAUCAACACCCCACCACCAGACGACGAUAUGGAGCCCGACUUUGAAUUUGCGAUCAAAAACGGAGUUAUUCAUCUGCCAAGGUAUCAUUGGGUCUCCAUCAAGGAAGAGUUGGAGAAAGCUGCCGAAGAGGUCGAGAACAAGCAUCUCUGUAUCGGUCAGAAGGGCUCCAUCAAUGGCUUGCGUUGGGAGGACAAUGAAGCUGUCAGUCGGCCGUGUGCACCCAACGAAAUUGCUGUUCGUCCGCAUACAGUGGGCGUGAACUUUAGAGAUAUCGUCCAAACGCAAGGCCUCAUUGAUAGCAGCGAUCUUGGAGGAGAAUGUUCCGCUAUCGUAACCGAGGUUGGUUCAGACGUUACAGACUUCAAAGUCGGCGAUCGUGUCUUUGGCAUGGUUGCUGAAAGUUACUCUAAUCGUGUGCUCGAUAAGGCUGAGCUCUUCGCCAAAGUCCCAGAUAACUUGACCAUGGAGGAGGCAGCCACGAUGCCUACUACCUAUCUGACGGUGAUAUUCGCGUUGCGACAUGCUCGCCGGCUGAACAAAGGCGAUAUUUUCGCAACAGUUGGCACUGAGGACAAGGUUGAGUUUUUAGUCAACAACUUUGGCAUUCCACGUGAGCAAAUAUUUGACUCUCACAGCAAUGCAUUCCGCACGGAAAUCCUCGCAGCAACCAACGGACGUGGUGUCGAUAUUGCUCUCAAUUCUCUCGCCGGUGAGCUUUUACACGAGACCUGGCAGUGUAUCGGCGACUUUGGUGCAAUGAUUGAAAUCGGAAAGCGCGACUUCUACGGGCACGGAAAAAUAGACCUCGUCGGCUUCACUGACAACCGCAGCUUCAUCGGCGUGGAUGCUCACCAUAUCCAGCACGCGCGACCUGAUUUGUGUGGAAGACUCGUGCGUGAGUUGGCUGAAUUGAGUUCCGCAGGACACAUCCAACCGAUUCGCCCAAUCAAGAACUUUGGUGUCACAGAGAUUGCGGAUGCGUUCCGUUACAUGCAAAAAGGCACACACAUAGGCAAGAUCACGGUGACUAUGCCCGAGGAUCCGAAGGUGUUCAAGGAAAUCACCUGCAAGAAACAUCAUCCUAAACUCAACGUCCACCCAGAUUAUUCAUAUCUGCUGGUUGGUGGUUUGGGAGGUAUCGGUCGCUCCAUCGCUCUGUCGCUCGUUCUCAAUGGGGCUAAACACCUCAUAUUCAUCUCCCGUUCAGGGAGGUCAUCAAAGAAUGAGCACUUCCUCCAGGAGCUUGAGGUCCUCGGAUGCUCGGUUCAGGUACUGGCAGGAUCAGCUGCCGAUCUCGACCUGGUAAAACAUGCGGCUAAGACUGCUACAAAGCCUAUCCGCGGUGUCAUCCAGCUUGCCAUGGUGUUGAACGAUCAAGCCAUUGGAUCGAUGACCUGGGAUGCAUGGAAGGCAGCCACUGAGCCCAAGGUCACCGGCACAUGGAACCUACACCACGCCGUACCAGACGUUGAUUUCUUCAUCAUGUUCUCUUCCAUAAGCGGCUUGAUGGGUCAAAUUGGUCAAGCAAAUUACGCAGCAGCAAACACCUUCCUCGACGCUUUUACGCAGUACCGCCACAGUCUUGGACUUCCGGCUUCCGUCAUCGACUUGGGCGUCAUGGAGGAUGUUGGUUUCGUCGCCGCAACCGAAAACUUGCUCGACUACUUCAAAUCACAGUCAUCUACCACGCUGACUGAGAAGGACAUCUUCGAUAUCGUGAGGCUCGCCAUCUCUCGCUCAAGCCCUGCUUUAAUUUGGAAGGGUGAUGGCUUCUCCGACCAGGGCCAGUUUGCUCCAGGCGUCCGCACUACUCUCUCAAUGUACGACCCCAACAAUCGUGUGAUCUGGAAGCACGACCGCCGUUUCGCUAUCGCACGAACACUUGAUGUGGAGAACAGUUCUGCGUCCUCUACAUCAUCUAAUCUGAAGGCUUACAUAUCCGGCUUGAGUUCUGCGUCUGAUGAAAGCGUAGAGUACGUAGCCAAGGAAAUCGGCAAGACGCUCUUCGGAUUCCUGAUGCGGAAUGUUGAUGAUAUGGAUAUUGAUGAGUCGUUGAGCUCGAUCGGAUUGGAUAGCUUGGUAGGCAUUGAACUGAGGAAUUGGACGAAGCAACAACUUGGCUAUGAGAUUAGCAUUCUCGAGUUGAUGCAGAGUACCCUGAAAGACUUGUCAAAGGGCGCUGUGAAUGCUGUCCUGGCAAAGCAAAAGUAGUUGUACUAGGUAAAGGUCUAGGCUCGUAUAUUUUUGGUUUGGCACAAAGAUUUUGGAGAGGAAAUCAGGGACCCGUGGGAGAGAACCCUAUUAAAUAUUUCGUUGUCACAAUCGCCUUCACCUCUGCCUUGUCAAGUGUACCAAGAUUAGUCAGUAAGCUGAAGCACUGAGCCCUAUGUUGAUGCAUGAUCACAGUCCUCAGUUCAAUGUGGUCCAGAGAUGACGAUUAUCGAUCCUGUUCGCAUGCUUGUCAGAAGUCU